Molecule: messenger RNA, 3862 nt
Organism: Onychostoma macrolepis
Lineage: Eukaryota; Metazoa; Chordata; Actinopteri; Cypriniformes; Cyprinidae
Product: P2Y purinoceptor 2-like
Exons: 3
Coding region: 849-1856 (335 amino acids)
Biological process (GO): G protein-coupled receptor signaling pathway
Cellular component (GO): plasma membrane
Molecular function (GO): G protein-coupled UTP receptor activity; A1 adenosine receptor binding
Source: RefSeq, a predicted model, not a curated record
AUUAAUGAAAGAACAGUCAAAACUACUACUCAGACUUUAUUAUGACUAUUUUCUACAUGUUGGAGUGAUGGAAAAACCUGAUACAACUCCAGUGGAAGAAUCAUAAAUUCAGUCAAGUGUGCCCAAACAUUUGUUGUAAGUGCAGAGACCAGUCACAUAAAGUUUAGCUCAGGUUCAUAACUCAGCUUACUAAGGGUAAUAAUUAAUACUGUAUUGUUAGGCAAGUAAGACAGCAAUCGAACACCUUGACGUUCUUUCUUUCCUUCACAGUGACAGAGUCACCGAGUAAGGAUGACGGACCUCAUGUAAAUCUGAUGAAGCCUGUUUUGUCCUUGUAUUGGAACUGUGAAGGUCUCAGAUGAAUUCAACCCUAGAGGAACAGAAGAACAGCUGCUUCCAAAAAAUGAGUCCAUAAUCCAUACUAUUGCUUCCUCCAGUGAAAAGGAUGUCUCAUCUGAAUUGAAGUAUUGAGAAAUAUUGAGAAUUUUUCACAGAUCAAGCACCAUUUACAAGCGAAACACAGCUGUUUGGACUUUCUUCAUUCUGACGGCACCCAUUCAUAAUGAGCAAGUGAAGUAAUGCUACAUUUCUCCAAACAAACUCAUCUAUAUCUUGGAUGGUCUGAGGGUGAGUACAUCUUAAGCACAUUUAAAUUUUUGGGUGAACUAUACCUAUAAAGUGAAAUAAACCUCCCCUCCCUGCAGUCAUGCUGUGUGAGGCUUCCAGAAUGAUUGACAUAUUAUUGGCUGAUGCUGUGGCCUAUGAGAGCAGGCUGAGGCAUGUAAACACACCCACAGUGGAUAUAUGCAGAAUAAACAAGCAGAGAGGUAAAGCAGAUCUGGAUCAGAAUGGCAAUAUUUAACAACACCACCACAACUAACAUCAGCGAUCGCUAUCACUGUAAGAUAGAAGAGAACUUCAAGUACAUUCUCCUCCCGGUGAGUUACACUCUGGUGUUUGUGUUCGGUCUGGCGUUGAACAUCACGGCCAUGUACGUCAUCCUGUUCCGAACCAAACACUGGAAGCCCAGCACCAUCUACAUGAUCAACCUCAACGUCUGCGACACGCUUUACGUCCUCACCCUGCCGUUCCUCAUCUACUAUUACGCUGAUAAGAACGACUGGCCGUUCGGUGAGCUGAUGUGUAAGCUGAUUCGCUUUCUCUUCUACACAAACCUCUACGGGAGCAUCCUCUUCCUCAGCUGCAUCAGUCUGCACCGGUUUUUAGGCGUCUGUCAUCCGGUGCGCUCUUUGUACUGGAUGAACGGCCGUCGCGCUCGUUUGGUUUCUGUGGGAAUAUGGAUGAUCAUUCUCAUCUUACAGGCACCGAUUCUUUAUUUCUCCAGGAUGAACAAUAACGGUGACAUGAAACCACAAGCAACGGUCUGUUAUGACACCACAAGCAAGGAACUCUUCAAUGACUUUAUUGUUUACAGCUCUGUGGUGAUGUUCCUGCUUUUUUUCAUACCGUUUGGGGUGGUGCUGGUCUGCAACGGACUGAUGGUGAAGAAACUUCAGGAACCCGGUAUUGGUGGAGGUCCAACGUCACAGCGCUUUAAGCAGAAGUCGGUGAAGAUGAUCAUCAUUGUGCUUCUGGCUUUCAUGUUGUGCUUCUUGCCUUUCCACGUGAACCGCAGUAUAUACUACACCUUCCGUUACCUGGACAAACGUGUGAGCUGCUCGAUGCUGGAGGCUGCCAGCAUGGCCUACAAGGUCACACGACCUCUGGCCAGCGCCAACAGCUGCAUCGACCCCAUCCUUUACUUCAUGGCAGGACAGGGCUUCAGAAGCAGCAUCAAGAACAAGAAGAGUAAAUCAAGAUCUGAAAACAGGAAAUCACCCUCAACCUCUUUAUAGUGUGCUUGAGGGAAACGAAAUUUAAAAGUAUGUGGUGAAAUGACCUGUGAUGAAUGACUGUGAUCAAUGUUGAUGAAAUGUCUGAAUACAAAAAAAAUCUUAAAAGUAGCUCCUAAUAAGGAACCAUUUGGUGUUGUAUAUAUAGAAGGACCUUCUUCCAAAGGACAUUUUGUAGAAUGUGAAGGACAAUAUUGCUAUAUAUAUAUCUGCUCUCUGACCAGAGAACAUGCUGCGUUCUUUUCAUGUUGCAUAAAACUCUGCUUCGGUUUAGGAACCUUGCAAACUGGCACUGUGCCUGAAGAUUCAUGGGAAUAUAGGUUAAUUAAGUGUUCACGAAAAGGUGUGUCAGGACAGUUAGUAUCAGCACAACAGCAUUUCACUAACUCACUGGAAUUUGGUUCAGUUCCAGGAUAUUGUUCCAGGACACAGAAUCAAAUAGAGAUAUCUUAACAUGCAUUUGAUGAGAUCAGGGAGUCAAGCCAGCUGUUAUUGUCAAUUAAAACUAAAACUGAAAGUAAAAAUAUUAAAAGCUGAAACAAAUAAAUAUUAGAAUAAAAAUAAAUAAAUAUUAGAUGCAAAACUUCUAAAACUUGAACAGAAAUGAGAAAUCUCACCUUGGGAAUGAAACUAAAACUAAAACCAAAUUAAAGCUAAAUAGAAAUGUUUAAACAUAACAAAAUGACUAAAACUUAAAAAUAAAAUGAAAAUAAAAACUAUAGAUAAAUAAAGAGAAUAUAAAAGAAAAGUUAAUACUAUAUAAAUAACAUUAAAAGAAGACUGUCUUCGAUUCAAACAACACGACAUUGCUGAAUCAGAGAAAACUGAAAAAUUAACAAUGAUAUUGAUGUUAAAGGAGAGGUUGAACAUAGAUAACACUGAUGUCUAAUAGUUUAAAGUGUCUAAACUAAUAAUGGAGUAUGUGAUUUAUAGUUUUAUAUUCAUUGCAGUGAUAAUAGAAAAAAAAUCUAAGUGGUUUGUCAUCCAUUUAUUUCUUAUUGUGUGUAAUCAAAUAAUGCAAAAGCAAAGUAAAAGCAAACAAACAAAAAAUGUUGUAAAUGAAUUGGGAUAUAGACUGCACAUAUACUUGGUUAAAUAUAUGUUGUUGUGUAGGGCAACUAUCCUGUUUAUAGUUUUCUAGAAAAUAAACAUACGAGCGGCUUACUUGCAGUCGUCUCUGCUUGUUAAGCUUUGAUAGGAAAGUACUUGAAGUUACAGUCACUUUCCGUAAAUAAGUGAACUGUGUGAACAUAACUUUAUUAAAUAUUAAGACUUGUUUUAAAGAAUAUGCUUUUUCGUGUUUUAAACAAACCUAACAAAUGAUUUUUGUGCUUAAAACAAGAAAAUGAAUCAAUAAAUAAAUGUCUGAAGAUAUAUGUGUAAAUAUUAAGAAAAGUGUCCAUGUGGUUUAAAUACCAAGAAAAUCAAUAAAUGCGUUAUAUAAAUAACUUUAUGUAAAUAAGUACCCUGUACACUUGAGGUUAUAUCAUCCAUGUCCAUGCUUUCACGGGACAUUAAACCCAUGACAUUGGCAUUGCUAGCGCCAUACAAUACAAUUUCAACUUAAACCACACAAACCAAAAUAUGAACGGUGACUUUUCUCUGGUCAAUUACUGUCAUUCUGAACAUACAAUAGCAGUAUUGUUUGAAAUGAUAAACUGGCACUUUUUAAAGAUGGAAGUCAUAUUAGGGUGAAGUUUAAAUAAAUUUGCUACUUUGGUUUAAGCAAGUGUUGACAUUUUCUGUCAUCCUGGUUUGCACUAACUUGUAAAAUAAAAACUGGCAAUUUAUUAAGAAAUUUCAGGUGUUUCUUAAAUUCUUUUUCUUUGUCUAAUCGAAAUGUUUCAAACAAAACAUGUUUUCUUGGGAACAGAUUAAAUUUGAAUCACUUUCAUUUGUAAUUACAGUAUCACUUUCCAUCCAGCACUCAGAAAUAAAGGUGCAAAACUAUCACUGGGACAGUAAUACUGCAUGUACCUUUAAAGUAUUAUAUGUAUAAUUUGGUGGUA